This is a messenger RNA of Coregonus sp. 'balchen', 2789 nucleotides long. NCBI's taxonomy places the organism in Eukaryota, Metazoa, Chordata, Actinopteri, Salmoniformes, Salmonidae. The record is from the annotation of a GenBank genome assembly.
GAAAAUCAGUGCGUAGACAUAUCGCGACAUUCCAUUGUCGUUCCAUUUCCUCUUCCGAAAAUUUUGAAGCACACCGAAUAUCUUCUGUGUUUAAUUCAGUUAAAACGCUGGUAAGCUUCUUGGAGAAAUAACUGAUAAGUAACCAUCUUUUUUUUUAUCUGAAAUUGGUUACGAAUAUUUAUGAGCGAAAUGCAUGAAGGCUAAAUACAUGUGUUGGGGUAGCUAAAGCAAUUGCCACAACCGAUAACAUUUGCCCCCGUCGGGUUCGAGCUAAUUCAUCUAUACGCUCGGUACAAUUAUGGGCCAUAGUUUGCUGUAUUAAACAUGUUUGUGUUUUGAUAAUGACAAGUAAGUAACUUGCCCAACUUGUUGGAGCUAUAGGCCUAUCAAAAUUAGAUCUGACUACAGCUUCCAUUUUAUUCUUCCGAUAAUCAUGUGCCCAUUGAUGAUGACGUGUAACAAUCCUAUGGUGGAGAAUCGAAAAUAAAAUAAUAAAUUAUGUCAAAUCAUGACGCCAGUGAUCUUCUUGUCGGAGGUUUAGAAAGAUGUCCGAGUUGGAUGACCGUUGAAAACGAUUUCUUUGUCGGAACUAGUUUUUUCCGAGUUCCCAGUUGUCUUGAACGCUCGGAAGUCGGAGAUUUCCAAGUUCCCAGUUGUUUUGAACGAGGCAAUAAGCUGCCUUAGGUAGCCAGAUAGAAUCCUAUGGGUGCGUUCAACUGUCCAGUCGUUGCUGACGCCUGCCAGAUCUUACAAGGUAUGAACUAUCCUGAUCUCGCGAACUUACAUUUUGUUUCGCUACACUGGAUACAGCGAAACAGAAUUUAAGCUCACAAGAUCAGGAUGGUUCGAACAAGGCUAGGGGAUCGCGACCUAUGAGAUUUGUGCUUACUUUGUCGUUCAUUAAGUCUUUCACGUGUUCCCCAGAUAUGAGGCUGUGUCUGCUAUUUGUGGUCACUCUGUUGUCCUUGGCCCCGGCAGUUCGUGGUGGUGACAAAAAGAAGCUCCAAAUUGGCAUCAAGAAAAGAGUUGACAACUGCCCCAUCAAGUCACGUAAAGGGGAUGUGCUGAACAUGCACUACACUGUGAGUAAUAAGGAGGAUGCUUCUCCUUUUGGACACUGAAUGAAAAGCAAAAUAUCUAGAAGCAGCAUCUAUUUCCAUCUAAUGCGCAUUCAAUGAAUGUCAUCACAAUAGAUUGGAGAUCAGAAAUUGACACAUUUGAACAAAUGACCGUGUGUUUAGUCAAUAACUGUGCGUUUGUCUGCAGGGAAAGCUGGAGGAUGGAACAGAGUUUGACAGCAGCAUUCCAAGGAACCAGCCCUUCACCUUUACUCUGGGAACUGGACAAGUCAUCAAAGGCUGGGACCAGGGCCUGCUCGGGUUGGUGCCUGUUUCCUUUUCUUCUUUCCCCCUGUUGACUUGAGUGUGCUCAUGCAUGUAACUGGAUGACUUGUGAGGUAUUACAUUUGCAGACAGUGUAAAAACUAUAGAAUUAUGUGCUUUUGGAUAUAAGGUGUAAAAACAAAUUGACUUCUGACUUCAUGUGAAGUUCUUAAUCCAUCAAUCGCACUUUCUCUCUUUAGAAUGUGUGAGGGAGAGAAGAGGAAACUGGUCAUCCCCUCUGAGCUUGGUGAGUUUGAACGCUGAUACUUCACACUGUUCCAAUGGUCACUUACAUCUUCCACAUGUUCUACUGAUGACUAAAUCUAGCAUGCAUUAUCAACGUAGGUUAUAUAAACCCAAUCAAUUAUCAUGCAAAAUAAAAAGCCCUAUAAACCUUGGAGUCCAUUUUCCCAACCCCUCACACUUUUCUGACCUCUCCAUUUAUAUUCCUUCUUUUGUAGGAUACGGAGACAGAGGAGCGCCUCCUAAGAUUCCAGGUAUUUCAGAUAAUUCUCUACAUCUCCCACUGACUUUCUCUACAAGUCAGUGUCUGAGGUAACCAUGUCUUAUUAUUUUAUUGUGAAGAGCUUUCUACUAUCUUAGGCUGUAACUACCCUGUCUCUCCAACAGGUGGUGCCACUCUCAUUUUUGAAGUGGAACUGCUCAGCAUCGAGAGGAGGUCUGACUUGUAGUGAACAUUAACUUCAAAUAAAAUAAGCGGCCUGUUAGUGCUGGUUUUAAGUCAGUGUGCCCUACCAUAACUCCUAGACCAACACACAGGUUGACCGUUUCUCUUUACCAUUAGUCAUAGUACUGAGUACUGUAUAGUGCUAUAAGCAGUUGAAGACCCUGCAUAAUAUACAUACUAUUCAACUAUAACUAACAUCAUAUGUAACUGUGGUACUCCCUGGUGAAUUUGAACUCCAAUGCCUUAAACAUUUGAUAAUUUUUAGUUCAGCAUUCAAAGUUGCUCCUUGCCUCAUUCCUGUGUUAUGUUUUCCUGAAUGUUAUGCCAUGACCAGCUCUAGCUCUUUGACUUAAAUGUAUCAUCAUUCUCAUUUGGAGUAAUUUACCAGCCUGAUAAGUGUAAUUUACAGGGUACGUAUCAUGUUGAAGGAACAGGUUGAAUAACACACAUGCGAUAUGGUAGCACAAGAUAAGCGAUGGUGCACUAUUCAAUAGGGUUUUGGGCUAUAUUGAAAGGAUUCUUUGUAACAGAUUUUCCAUUUUGGAAUUCCAAUUUCACUACAUUGGUAUACAAGACUUGACCAAUGUUCUUGUUUCAGUAAAAUAUUAAAGAUUUGGAUUUUCAAAGUGUGACUUUUUCCCCCCGGAAGAUAUUUAGCUACAGUACCUUUACAUUUGUCAUUUAGCAGACUAUCUUACUUACAGGAGCAAUUAGGGUUA